Fomitiporia mediterranea MF3/22 is the source of this 1680-nucleotide messenger RNA. RefSeq names its product alpha/beta-hydrolase. Gene Ontology annotation, biological process: proteolysis. NCBI's taxonomy places the organism in Eukaryota, Fungi, Basidiomycota, Agaricomycetes, Hymenochaetales, Hymenochaetaceae. Bases 1 to 1680 code for a protein of 559 amino acids. The record is from RefSeq and is a predicted model, not a curated record. Gene Ontology annotation, molecular function: serine-type carboxypeptidase activity. Gene Ontology annotation, cellular component: fungal-type vacuole. The transcript has 12 exons.
AUGAGGCGCAUUCUGUUUGGAUACGACGGACUGCGAUCAGGACUGAAUGGUGGUCGCAGACAACGUCGGGUUCCAGUGAACGAAGGUCUUAAAACAAAGACGAUACAUAGACGCCAAACCCGCGUGGGUUGCAGAGAUAGCUUCCGCAGUCGGACCGACGCAUUAUAUACCCCGAUACCAUUGAAUGUUCCCACUAAGAACGCUCAACCAGUCAUGACACUGUUCGCUCCGUGUAUUGCAUUUUAUGUGCUCUGUGCUUCAGCAUUGGCUAAAAGUCAGCAGACUUCCUUUUCAGGCGAUACGAAGCAACUUGAACAUAAUGGCGCAUCUGGUGUUCGAACACUGCAACUCUCUUCAAUUCUGGCUGAUACCUUUACAACCUUUUCCCAUCCUGCAUUUCCAGGAAGAAACGCAAGGAUCAAGAAGUCAGACUUUUGUGAUGGUGGUGUUGCUGCAUAUACUGGCUAUAUUGAUGUUGGCCCGAAACAUUUCUUUUUCUAUUUCUUUGAGAGCAGAAGCAAUCCUGAUGAAGAUGAUGUCCUUCUCUGGACGAACGGCGGACCAGGUGGCUCCUCCGCCAUGGGUCUCUUUGUGGAACUUGGACCAUGUCGAAUUGCUAGUCCCAACGGCACAAAAUACAAUCCAUACUCCUGGAACACGAAUGCGAAUAUUUUCUUCAUUGACCAACCUAUUGGAACCGGUUUUUCGUAUAAUGACCUUGGAGACAUAGUUUCAACGACAGAGGACGCUGCACAAGAUAUUGCUGCUUUCAUGGCCAUGUUCUUCGAGACAUUCGAUAAAUUCAAGGGCAGGAACUUCCACUUGACUGGAGAAUCCUACGGUGGACGUUAUCUUCCGGUUUUCGGAGCCGCCGUUUAUGACCAGAACUCCGUGCUUAUUGAGAAAGGCUUCGAGCCGAUUAACCUCAGAUCAAUUAUGAUAGGGAAUGGGGUGACUGAUUGGUUCACGGUUGUACGCUCGUAUUACGAUAUGCAAUGCACGAAUGCGGGUAUCGGGCCUCUCCAGCCCAUUUCGACAUGCGUUCGCAUGAAACAAGGCCUUCCCCGCUGUUCGAAACGACUAAAGGAAGCCUGUAUCGUUCACUACGACUUAAUUGACUGCACUGCCGCGUUCGCAUUUUGCGGAACUGAGCUUGCAUUCCCUUAUGAUAGGACAGGGUACAAUCUUUUCGACAUGACAAUGAAAUGCGAUGCCUUGGAUUGUUACCCAGAAGAAAAGGAUUUGACUGCUUACCUGAACAAUGCAACCACUCAAAAAGCACUUGGAGUCGACAAGAGAAGGAAUUUCUCAACCCGUGCUUGGGACGUCAAUGCAGCCUUCUGGGCUGCCGGCGACGAAACGCACGACUCGAAGCAAUAUGUCGUAGAGUUGCUUGCACGUGGUGUCAAGGUGCUCAUAUAUGCGGGGACAUACGAUUUCAUCGCAAACUGGUUAGGUAACGAAUGGUGGACGCUGGACUUGGACUGGCCUGGUCGAUCUGAAUUCUCAAGCAUUCCUCUGCGGGAGUGGUUUGUGGGUGGUAGCCCUGCAGGUAAGACGCGCGCAUAUGGAAACUUUUCCUUUGCUACAAUAUAUGCAGCUGGCCAUCUUGCACCACAUGAUAAACCUGUGGAAUCACUGGCAAUGUUGCAAUGUUGGCUAGCAGACAAGCAUCUCUGA